Manihot esculenta (cassava) is the source of this 2639-nucleotide messenger RNA. Its product is annotated as adagio protein 1. Gene Ontology annotation, molecular function: protein binding. Gene Ontology annotation, biological process: response to blue light; circadian rhythm. Gene Ontology annotation, cellular component: nucleus; SCF ubiquitin ligase complex; cytosol. The transcript is spliced from 2 exons. NCBI's taxonomy places the organism in Eukaryota, Viridiplantae, Streptophyta, Magnoliopsida, Malpighiales, Euphorbiaceae. The coding region runs from base 242 to 2092 and encodes 616 amino acids. The record is from RefSeq and is a predicted model, not a curated record.
CUCUCUCUCUAUCUCUCUCGUAUCGCAUAUAACUUAAAAUAGCUAUUUUGGAUAAAUUGCUCACCACUCAUUGUCUCGCCAUCUUCAUUUCCUUUGGACUCAACAAACUAGUUCCGCACUUUCUCUACGAAACCCGCUUUGAUCCUUUGAAUUUACUUCCAACUCUUUCUUGCUUUUCUCGGUUUUACGCUUCUCUCGUUCAUGGGUUAGAUUAUUUUUCACUCUUGCCUCGAUUCUUUUAAUGGAGUGGGAUAGUAAUUCGGAUCUCAGCGGGGAUGAGGACGAUGGAUUCAUGCUUAACGAUGAUGAUAGUGGUGUUGGUGGUGGUCCGCUUCCCUUCCCUGUCGAGAAUUUGCUUCAAACUGCGCCCUGUGGGUUCGUUGUCACUGAUGCGCUCGAGCCUGACCAUCCAAUUAUCUAUGUCAACACCGUUUUUGAGAUGGCUACCGGCUAUAGAGCCGAAGAAGUGCUUGGACAUAACUGUCGCUUCUUGCAAUGUAGAGGUCCAUUUGCCAAACGAAGACAUUCAUUAGUAGACUCAACAGUGGUCGCAGAAAUAAGAAGAUGCCUUGAGGAGGGCAUUGAAUUCCAAGGUGAAUUAUUGAACUUCAGAAAAGAUGGAUCUCCUCUAAUGAACAGGUUGCGGCUUACUCCUAUAUAUGGAGAUGAUGAAACUAUAACUCAUGUUAUUGGAAUCCAAUUCUUCACAGAAGCAAAUAUUGAUCUAGGCCCUCUUCCUGGUUCUUCAUUGAAGGAGUCUGCAAAAUCAGCUGAUCGUUUUCGUACUGGUGUUCUUAAUUACCGUCCUAUCCCAGUUGGGGACCGCAGUGUUUGUCGUGGGGUUUGUGGGAUACUGCAAUUGAGUGAUGAGGUACUGUCUCUCAAAAUACUGUCACUUUUGACGCCAAGAGACAUUGCAUCUGUAGGUUCAGUCUGUAGGCGGUUAAAUGCACUGACAAAGAAUGAGGAUCUUUGGAGAAUGGUUUGCCAGAAUGCUUGGGGUUGUGAAACUACUCGUGUUCUAGAGACUGUGCCUGGUGCAAAAAGACUUGGGUGGGGACGCCUUGCAAGAGAAUUAACGACUCUUGAAGCAGCAGCAUGGAGAAAGCUAACUGUUGGAGGUGCAGUUGAACCCUCUAGGUGCAAUUUUAGUGCUUGUGCAGUAGGGAACCGAGUUGUCCUCUUUGGUGGGGAGGGUGUUAAUAUGCAACCAAUGAAUGACACAUUUGUGUUGGAUUUGAACUCUAGCAACCCUGAGUGGCAACAUGUACAAGUGAGCUCCCCUCCUCCUGGGCGGUGGGGUCAUACACUUUCUUGUGUUAACGGAUCACAUUUGGUGGUUUUUGGAGGUUGUGGAAGGCAAGGCUUGCUUAAUGAUGUCUUUGUUUUGGAUUUGGAUGCUAAGCCUCCAACUUGGCGGGAGAUUUCUGGAUUGGCCCCACCUCUCCCACGAUCAUGGCAUAGUUCCUGCACGCUUGAUGGCACCAAGUUGAUAGUCUCUGGUGGGUGUGCAGAUUCUGGAGUACUUCUGAGUGAUACGUUUUUGCUUGAUCUAUCAAUGGAAAAACCUGUUUGGAGGGAAAUACCAGUAGCAUGGACCCCACCUUCUCGGCUGGGUCACACUCUUUCAGUUUAUGGUGGAAGGAAAAUAUUGAUGUUUGGAGGUUUGGCCAAGAGCGGUCCCCUUCGAUUUCGUUCGAGCGAUGUUUUCACUAUGGAUCUAAGCGAGGAGGAACCUUGCUGGAGAUGUGUUACUGGGAGUGGAAUGCCAGGUUCUGGAAACCCUGGGGGUGUGGCUCCUCCACCGAGGCUUGAUCAUGUAGCUGUGAAUCUUCCAGGGGGGAGAAUCCUAAUCUUUGGUGGCUCUGUUGCUGGUCUUCAUUCUGCCUCGCAACUGUACCUCCUGGACCCAACAGAUGAGAAACCUACGUGGAGGAUUCUAAAUGUACCUGGGAGACCCCCGAGAUUUGCUUGGGGACAUAGUACCUGUGUUGUAGGUGGCACAAGGGCUAUAGUCCUCGGUGGUCAAACUGGGGAGGAGUGGAUGCUAAGUGAGCUCCAUGAGCUGUCCUUGGCUAGUUCUGUUAUCUGAUUCAUGAGAAGGGAAAAAAAGAAAUAGGUAUUGGUAAGCUGUGGCAAAGGAAUCACCCGAAGCCUUCAAUUUGAGGAUGUGAGAUAAUUUCUUGGAAACUCAGUUGAGACUCUUGUUUCAGUCGCUAAUGACUCUUGACAAAUGUUGCUUUGGUCAGGACUUUGUAUUAGAUGGUUGUCCGUUAUUGCAUUGUCUUGUACAGGGUUGUUCUGGCUCCAGAUAAACUUUCAUAAGGUGACUUGGAACUCUUUUUUUGAGGUGUGUAUGAGACCUUUCUCUCCCUCCUCUUCCCUUCACCAUGCACAUUGGAUCUUUCUUCCUUGUUAGGCAGUAGUAUUUGAUAGACAGGUAGGUAUUGAUAUAAUGUAGGGUUUAAUUUCAUGCUGUGUUAUUGCUUUUAUGCUUUUUAAUUCAGUUCUGUAAUAAUCACUGCUUGGAAUGUAACUAAACAAAAUUGCAAUGCAUGCUUAUGGUGGUUAUGGACAAUUGAGGUGAUUCCUUUUGCCUCUUUCUUUCAUCAAUGUUGAAUUGAAUCAUUAUAUGAUCA